AUGUCUUGGAAAUGGGUUCAACCAAUUGAACAAAAUAGUAGUAGUAACAAUGGAAAAGAUGAACAAUGGUAUCCUUCAACAAAAACUGUCCGUCAUCAUAAUCGAUUCAACCUAUUUCACUCUAUUAAACAGAAUAUGAGAGAAAUGUUUUUGCCAGUCGGAUAUCCAGACUCUGUACACGAUUGCUAUAAGAAAUUUCAUAGCUGGCUGUUUUUGGAAACUUACGUUGGCUCUGCUAUUGGUGUUCUAUGUUCGCAGGCUAUGCUAGCUUCUUUAGGUUUAGGCACAGUAGAAGCCACUGGAGGCGCCGUUGCCAUUCAAUGGGUUUUAAAAGACGGUAUAGGCGAGAUCGGUAAACUGUUUUUCAUCAAAAAAUACGCCAGCUCUUUCGAUUCUCACCCUAAAACUUGGAAGUUUGUUUGCGAGUUAUUCUCCAGUGUGGGAUCACUACUUCAACUUUGCACUUCGAUUGUGACACCGAAAUUAUUCUUGCCCUUGGCAGCAGCAGGAAAUACGUUUGAACUUAUCCAUGAAAGUAUAUGGAUUGCGAGCCAUAUGACAUUCACAAAACACUUUUCACAGCCAAAUGGGAAUAUUGGCGAUAUUGUAGCCAAGGAUGAUGCACAAAUGUCCACAGCUCAUCUCCUAGGCAUGUUAUCCGGUGUGGGUCUAAUCACUAUAUCCCACUCGCCCGCUUUUUUGUUUGGCGCUUUUGCGGUUCUCUCUCCCAUCAACAUUUGGACAACUGUGAAGCUAUUACACGCUGCCGAAUUUGAAAUCUUAAACCAGGCUAAGCUAACGUUGCUAGCAAGAGAAUUCAUCGAUAGUGGGCGUGUUUUGGAUUAUGACGAGUUAAAGCCUCGAGAGGUUGGUUUCGGCGAAUGGAUUAAACCGAUGAUAGGGAAGAAGAAUAAAAAGGGAAAGAUCAACGUGAAGAUUCGCUUGGGACCUAGCGCGGAGCAAGCAUUUGGAGCUGCUGAUGAAGUGCAAGGCGUUGUAAAUAUAAUGAAGAACGAGAAUUACUUGUUAAAUUAUCAUAAAAACACAAUGUGGGUUUUAUAUCAUCAAGAUCAGAAUACAGACGAUGUCAUUCAGUCUCUUCUACAUUCGCUCAAAUUUUACGACGAACUCACAAAGCAAAAUAUCACAAAAGAAGAUAAUUGGGAACAAUAUGAGCAGGCUCUUAAACGGACACUUGAGUGGACAAAGCUUCAUCACAGCGAUUUUGCUGCGCAGCUAAAUGACCAGGAAUGGUAUAGUGAUGUUGUGUAUUGGAACGAUAGUGGAGUCAGGUUAGCUUGGAAAGAUCACCGUCAAGAUAUCAAUAACAAUCAAGUUACAAUAUCAGCUCAAACUUAG
This is a messenger RNA of Mycotypha africana, 1359 nucleotides long. Its product is annotated as vitamin B6 photo-protection and homoeostasis-domain-containing protein. The transcript is spliced from 6 exons. The record is from RefSeq and is a predicted model, not a curated record. Bases 1 to 1359 code for a protein of 452 amino acids. NCBI's taxonomy places the organism in Eukaryota, Fungi, Mucoromycota, Mucoromycetes, Mucorales, Mycotyphaceae.